GCACACACGCCCCGUGGACACGGUGUUGUAAUCAAGUUAUGACGGAGUGUACUUCAUUAGUUCGCAGUAAAACAUGAACUUCGUUUGUUAGAUGAACUGCAGGAAAAAUACAGUGCGUUGUGGUGGGCGAGUGUCGAGCAGUGAACAGUCCAGUCCCACGGGGAAGGACUGUGUGACCGGGGGAAGGCGGCCCCAGGUGACGAAAUGUCUGCAUAGUUGGAACGUAAUAGACAGAAUAGUGACAUGCACUGUGAGUAACGCAACAAUGCCUCACGUGUCCAAUGCCCGUGGCCGUGAGUGGUGUUUCCUGGCCUGCGGGAGCGGCGGGGCUCCUGCCGCUGCCGCCGUCACUGCCUGGAGGCGCUGGAGGCACUCCUCACAACGUGGCCAACGGCGCCUACUCUACUUCCUUCCGCUGGUGUGCUGCCUCCUGCUGCCGAAGACUACCCUCGCUACAGCCACCAUAGCAACUGUGGUGGCGCCGGGAACCACGGCGGUGUUCCAGCAUCACGUGGAGGCGCUGCUGGAGGGGGAGGAAGUAUUCUCAAAGGUAGCGACUGUCGAGGUUUCCAGGAGGAACAGCGACACUCUCCUCAUCCUCGUUUCCAACGAUGAACAAGAAGCCACAACCUCCACGGAGUCUGGAGGCCCAGUGGCAAGAGCGGUUGCGGCGACGGUGGUGCGAGACCGCGUGACCUCCCUGCAACACCACGCCGACGAGACGCCCGCCUCCCUCAACUACAAGCGGGCGCUCGUCUCCCUGCUCACCCCCGCCCAGCACUCCCUCAGCCUGGCAUACCACACUCAGAGCGGGGUGCUGGGGACCUGCGAGGUGCGCUACGAACACAAGGAGCUGAAGACCCUCACCUGGCUGGACGUGACGCGCUGCUCACACUUCACCUCGGAAAGGGUCCUCGGGGGCCACAACCUGCCGCUUCUCCACCUGGCCGUGGGGCUGGAGAGCAGCAGCUCCGCGUGUGAGUACCAGUGGCGGGAGGGGGGCGGGGCGGUGCUGGAGGGCGUCCGCUGCAUUGAAACGCUGCUGGUGGCGCCGCGCUACUCCGCCGCCUCGCAGCUCCUCAACGCCACCCUCACCUCCUCCCUCACCCUCAACGAGACCACGCCCAUCGACCCCGCGACAGAGAACUACAUGAAUGGCGCUAGAGAAACGACAGAUCUGACCUUCCAGCCUGAGCCAUACGAGGACGAAGAGGGCAACGUCCUUCAGCUGAUGGAGGAGGUGUGUUCUAGUGAAGGCCAGGAGCGCUUCACCGCCGAGCUCUUGCAGAAGUUAUCCCACUUGUCCUACGCCAUCUCGCGGGCCGCCUCAGACCUGCCGGACCUCCCUGCCGCCUGCCCCGCCAACGUCAGGCGCGGCGUGGCACUGGCGGUGGCAGUCGUUGGAGGUCCGCGCACUUUACAUUUCUUCGUCAAACAAUUGGCUGAGCUGUCGCUGGCUCCAAGUGGCUCCAGCUUUUCUGACGACGAGUAUUUCUUCACGCUGGCCCUGCGCAGCCUCGUCAACCCCGCCCACCACACGCGCACCUCCCUGCCGCGAGAUUUCUUUCUCCGCAGAGAAAACCAAAUCGUUUACGAUGAGCUCGUGGACUACCUGCUCACCCAGACACCGUCCGCCAUAGCCGGCGUGGCCACGCUGCUGGAGGGAGUCUCCAGGGUGGCGCCGCAACUUUUCCAGCGCAUGCUGCAGAAGUGUGGACCUUACUUGUUGCCGAAGGAUGCCUGCCAGCGGGGCGAUUAUGCCGAGGCUGUGCGGCUGCUGCGGACCGUGAGUGGCCUCAGCACGCGGCCCCAGGACUACGUGACCUCCCUCGGGCCGUGCUUCGCCACCGACAACGUGGACGUGAUCGUGGCCGCCAUGGACACCCUCAGCACCGUCGACUGUGACAUGCAGGGCGUGACUGAGCUGCAGAGGGUGGGCCUCGAUAGUCCCUCCGACUCUGAAAUUCGCAUCGCAGCUUACCGCGGGCUGGUGCGCUGUCUUCCCUCGCAGCCUGAGCUCAUCAAGACGAUCGCCAAGGCCCUCGACCCCUCGCACGACGACUUCUCGACACAAGUGGCUUCCUACGUGUGGAGUCACAUUCAGUCAGUGGUCACGUCAGAGGACCCGAGUCUGAUCAGCCUGCGAGAUCUGCUCAGCGCCUCGGACGUGGUGGCCGGCGUGCCUGACCCUGUUUGGUAUGAUCCCCGGCGCCACUCCCGCCACGUAGCCCACACGGUACACCUGGACGCCCGCACCUCGCUCACGGUGACCGGCGACGUGGCGUGGGGCAGGUACUCGCCGGCUCCCAGGGCUCUGUACCUCACCGUCGCCCUCCACCACGACGGAGACACUCACCAGUUGGUUCAGCUUAUGGUCCGCGUGACGGGCCUAGAGGCGAUGCUGCUCAGCGUUCCCUUGGUGGACGAGCUGCUGCACGCCGCCGCCGCCGCCGCCUCGCAGCUGUGGGCCACGGCGUCGCGCAUGGCGGGCAGCGGAGGCUCCAGGAGCAGGAGGGACGCAGUCCAGGAACAGAUCACGCAAUUCAUUGAGCAGGUGAUGACGAGGAUCCCCGCGGCGUACCGGACCAACACCUCCAGCGUCGAGUUGUACCUCCGCCUCCUGGACACCCACGCGCUCCACCUCCGCCUCGAAGACCUCCGCUACUCCUCGCCGUUGGACGCCCUGUUCACCCGCUUUCAGCCGCCACUCAGCGCAGCGCUCGUGGCUCUGGCGCCGCUGCUCGACAACACGCUGACCCUGGCUACCUCCUCAGGAGUGCCCUUGACCCUCGGGGUGCACGGCAUGGCCGGCGUCAACACCCGCGCUGAGCACAUCGCCGUGUUGGAGGGAGGAAUCUUCAACAUCGUGGCCAGCGGCGGCGUGGCCCUGUGGGGCCGUGCCGGCGUGGGCGGCGCGAGGGCGACUCCGCUGGUCAGCCACCACCUGUGGGCCGUAGACUUGCCCAUCACCGCCAGCUACCAGUAUGAGGGCGAGGAGCUGCGCGCCCAGGUGAGGCUGCCGCGGGACUGGCCGGGGGAAAUGUGGCUGAACCGCCGGGACACCACGCUGAACGGCGAACACCUGCCGCUCAGGAUAAGGCGUAGCUGCUUGGUGCAUGGCGGCCCCCUGGAGGUGUGCUGGGAGGCGCGGGACGGGGACGUGCUGGGGGUGGGCGCGGUGUCGGGGCGGAAUGGCUGGCUGGCCCCGUACUACCGCGCCCUCAAGCUCCCCAAACUGAACCCCGCAGACCCAGUCAACGUCACCGUCUCUUUUCCUAUGAUCGGCGCGGCACGGAUGAGCCAGCUGGUGGUCGAGGUUGGCGGCAACAAGUACACGGCAGGCCUGGUGACGCAACGCUCUCCAACGCCGUCCUUCGCCAUCACCCUCAAUACACCCUCGCACGCCUACCUCCUCAAGGGCUUGGCGGGGUCACGGGAGAGCAUUACGCAGGUGCUCAGCGUGGAGGCGAGUGUGGACCAGGACCGCUACGGCCUCCGCCUGCAACUGUCCAUGCCUCAGCUGGUGCGGCAGAAAGUGUGGAGUCCCUCAGCUUUCAUCACAACACCCGAAGGAGGGGAGGAGGAGGUGGUCCGCUUGUUCUUGUCCAUGAAGGAGGAGGCGGACGGCUUCCUCACCGAACUCACCUUCCAAACCCUCGGCCCACUCACGCACUAUCUGGACACCAAAAUUUCUAGCCAGGUCGCUGGUACGGUCAACGCAAUGGACGGCAAGAUGAAGACGAUAGAGGUCAGGUCACUGGAGGUUACAUCAUCCCCCGUCUUCAGUGUGGAGCUCAGUGGGCGCGUGUUCCUGUUGGGGCCCCCGCAGGGUCAGGGUCACUUCAGGGUGCGAUGGGGCGGUGAGGGCAACCAGGUGGAGUUCAGCGUGGCUCUGGCCCCGGCGAUCACCUUCCUGGGCGUGGCGCAGCACGAGCCCGGUGGAACGAGAGGGAUCUCCUUCAGGGUCUCCUACAGUGCCCUCCACAGCAGCAUUCAGGGGCCCAUGGGGGGCAGUCUGGUUCUUCUGGUGGACGGUAGCAGGUUAGAGGUGGACCUGAGUCUCGCUUUGGCCCAUUUCGGAAGAAUCAAUCUUUCUCACAAGCACAAUGGUGCCUUGGACUUUCAAACAGCAGUGGCCGUGAGGUCAGAGCCCCUGGGCGUGGCCUGGUCGGCGGUUCAACUACUAUUAGUGCAGCCCAGGGAUGUGCGGCACGAGUUCAACGUAUCGUGGUCUGAGGAGCCCCAAGACGCCGUGAAAUCCCAAGCGUACUACAGAGGCACCUCCGAAACCUCCUUUGCUCAUUCCUUCGGCGGCCGGCUGGAGUAUCCUGGCCAGCUGGUGGAGGUGGAGCAGACCCUGGAAGAAGUGCAGCCAGGGACGUACAAGAGCAAACUGGUGGCGAGGGCGGACCCUGGACGGACCCUCAACGCCGACACCUUUCUCAUCACGAGGAGAGAGGAACAUGUAUUUUCUUACGGUUACUCAAACACCCUCAGACUAGACACCUGGAACACACCUCUCAGCUUGAUGGGGUCCCUCAACUGUGUGCGGGCGAAGUGCUCACUCGGGUUCACAGCGGACCGUUCUGGAGAUCCGCUGCUGGACCUCAAAGUGGCACACAACGCCGCCGCCGGAGUUUCCCGCACAGACGCUCAGAUAAUGGUCAUGCAAUGGGUCAACGGUACAGUAUCGCUCGACACGGUACACAGAAUUGGAUAUUACGACCUGAAGUGGCGGCUGGCAUUGUUGACGUGGCAGAAGAUGUUCCACGGACGCGCUGAGGUGAACCUGCAGACUACAGACGCGGUGGUGUCGGAGGCGCUGCUUCUGGAGGUAUUGGAGGACGGUCGGCUUGGCGCCAUCACGCACGCGUACAACGGCACACUGAGUCUUGACCAGGAGGCCAGGAUGCUCUUCGUUAGGCAGGAGGUGCGGCAGGUGGAAGGGGGCGUCCCCGUUCUGGCGUGGGCGGUAAUGGUCGAGGGAAGUGUCGGAAGCUCUCUCCUCAACAGUUAUCACUUCUUCAAGGGGUCUUUAAGGACACCGGUGGGCCUGCACUACAUAGCCGGCGGCGAGGCCCACUCUGCGGUGCUGGGGGCGGAGUCCAUAGAAACGACGCUGCGGCUGUCGGCGGCGCAGGAGACAGACGUCCUCUACCUCCUGGUGUGGGAAAUGGACUUUAAGUCUCACAACGCAACCAUUAGCACUGCAAAGUCCAGGCAAGCGGCGGACACUGAGGAGACGGUCCUGGAGGAGGCCUCGGUGGGCACAGAGCUGAUGAGCCUGGAGAGCUUUGGGAGGCUGAAGACGCCGCCCACAGGGGAGGUUGAGCUCAGUGUUGACUGUAAACAAACACUCCUCCCUAAUGGAGCAACUCUCACAAGUCAGAAGAUCGAUGCGGACGUCCGUCUGACGCUGGUGGACGAGCAAUGGGAGGUGGGUGGAACGCAGGGCAGCCUCACGUGGGCGUCAAACACGUACUCCUUCAGCGGGCGCACCUGGCUCACGCAGGGGCAACGCUCCAUCGGCCUCGUGUCCUACGGGGCAGCCAACAACCAGACGCUGAAGAGUUCACACAUGAUGAGCGUGGUGGACCCGACCCAGGGGUGGGGGCGGCUGGUGUUGGCGUUGGAAAACGAACACCUUGGCGUCUUUCCUCAUAGCUUUAAGAGUUCGGCCGGCAUCAAGUUGGGCGUGGGUCUUGGCGAGGCCGGCCAGGCACAGUUCCUGGUGCUCCGGACGCCGGCCGAGGCUGCCAUCAAUCUGGCUCUCUCCCCCUUCCUUGCCGCGUUUCCCGGGGGAAACUUGUUUCUGAAGGUGUGGGGAGCAGGUGUGGAGGGGCACGCGGCCUGGGCACACGUGAAAGGUGGCGGCGGCCUGAAGUGGGACCGCGGGGGGCGUGACCUGGAGGCGGCGCUCAACUAUGAACACCCCGGCGCUGUGCUGCACCUGCUGGAGCUGAGUCUGUCCUUCAGCAUCUCCCAGCCUCUCUACCCACCUCUGAUCCUAGCGUUGGCGGGACGUUUUAACCUGAACGGCGUCUAUCACUUGGCUCUCAACUCCGACUGUCGUUCUGAGCAGAAACACUACCUAGUGGAGGGCGCCAUGCAGUACCCGGGAACCAAUGGCGGCCUCCGCGUGUUGCUGCGGAAGGUGGGCGCCACGCACGGGUCCAUCCUGGCCUGCUUCUUCAAUGACUUUGCACUGCAGUUCACGGGAGCCUACACCGAAAGGGACGCCGAGCAGGAGGUUCUGGCAACCAUCAACACCUCGCUGCUGCCGGAGACUGAUGGCUACACCCUCAAGCUGCUCAAGCGGGUGCUGGUGCAGAGUCUCGAGGUGGUGGCCUUCCUCGCACCGAGCAGCGCCUCCCGGGAGUGGGUCUACACCUACAGAAUCGUCGGCCAGAUGAAACGGGACAUCAAGGGGCGCCUGAGGGUGCUGGUGGCCGAGGACGCCUUCACGCACCACAUCCUGCAGGCCCUGGUCGAGGAGUACAAGUUCUUCGUCCUCGUUGUCCACAAUCAGUUUGAUGAGAUGGAGUUGGAGCUGAAGUUCUUGGAGCUGUGGCCGGCGACGAAGAUCACGGGGACGUUGCUUAAGGGGAAGGACUCGCAGCUGUCCCUGACCGUUACCACGCCCACCCUGAAGCACCUGGUGGAGGGCCGCCUCUUGUUCAGCAGUGGUGAGUGGCGGUCGGCUCACAGCGGCUCCCUGGUGUACACGCAGCGCGACAAGGCGGGCCGCAUCGUGCCCUUCAAGCUGGAGCUGGAGGCCCACCGGUGGAACAGCAACAAACGGAAGUACAAGUUGCUCCUCCACAAGACGGUCUCCGAGGGACACGAGCCCAAGGAGCUGCCGUUCUUGCCUGACCUUGACACCAGCAAGGCCGUGCAGUACCCCCACGAGCUCGCCAAAACCACGUCCGCCAUCACCUUCGGAGCGGCGCUGGAGGUGGCAGAAGACCCGACUUCAACCCAGUACAAGAUGACGUGGGAGACGGACGACACAGCGAGUCUCGGCAAGCUGGUGUUGGGCCAAAAUCCUCACGGCGGCAGCAGCCUCGUGCAGUACCGCCGGCAGGAGAAGGGCGUCCCCAAGUCUGACAUCGACUACCUCCUCGAGGGGAAUUACCGCCGCGUCGGGAAUGAAGUCACCCUCUCGUUCACACUCUCCCAGUCCUCUAUUGGCAGGCCUCGCGCCAUCAACUUCCUCCACUCUGAGUUAGAGGGUUACACGGAGCUGCUCCUCGACUUGUUCGAGGAGGCGGGCGACCAGGUGAUCCUCGUCGUCACGGCUCGCGGGCCAAACCUCAAGUUCAGAAUCGGACAAUAUGGCAACACCUUCCUGCUCCUGGGUUACCAGAGGGAGGGUGGUGGGGAGGAAGAUGACAUCUCUCACACGGUUCAGGUUGAAAAUUCCGGACGGACUGUGGAAGUGUGGUGGGGCCGAGCGGCGGAGGACGGGCGGCAGUGUGCGGUGGGCGGCGUGAUGCUGGAGACGCCGACGAUGGCGCCCACGUACAACAUGUUCAAACUGUGCCCCACUCAGGAGCCCUACGGGACAGUGCAGGUGCUGGGGAUAGAUUCGCUCGAGGGUCCUUACCUGAAGGUGGGCCAGAUUUCGGGUCCUGGUGGUCUGGGUCUUCAGGUGGGCAGCGGGCGGCUCCGGCCACUGGACACCCCGCCCGCCCUCACGCUCACCGCCGACGUCGAGAGGGAGGUGCUGGAGGUGCUCACAGACUGGCAAACGCCGUCAAUUUCACGCCUCGAGGAAGAAUUCACUUCGCGGUGGACCUCCCUGGUGGCGGCACUCAGGACCCUCGGAUACCCAGAAGUGAGGAUCGAGGGUGGCCUUGAUUUGUCUCCUUUCAUCCGGGAGACUGAAGACCUCCUCCUUCAGGCGUAUAACUUCACACACUCCACCUCAUUGCAAGUAUGGAUGAGCGUGGUGGACGACGGUUCAGACAAAGGCGAAGGUCUGUUCCAUGAGGUGGGGCUGGCCCUCGUGAGGCAGAUGGAGGCCCUCGUGAGCAAAUGCGUCGAAGCCACACAAUCUACUUUCCAUGCAGUGAAAGGCUCGGCGGAGAACUGGGCCACAUUCUCUGCCACCUUGUUGCAGAAUGUGACAGCGGACAUGACAGACACUCUCAGCGCGGCAGAAGGGCGAGUGCGUGGCGUGGUGGAUGAGGUGACGGCCAAGCUGGAGCGUCACCUGAGGCCGACCCUCACGUGGCUGCAGGCUACCCUGGCGGCAAUCAGCUACAACGACGAUCAGAGCUUGUACGCCCUGGUGUCGCGAGUGAUGGGGUCAGUGCGGGCGAGGCUGGGCCGGCGCGAGGGGCUGCGGGGCUACGUGACAGACUACGUGCUCAACAGGGUGGAGAAGGUGGUGGUAGAGAACGCCCAUUGGGACGGCCUGCGAGCUCGAGGCAGCGCGGUCGUCAACGCCCUGAAGAACAUGACACACCUGAGCGUCGUGAUGCCCCACCAGACGGCCCUCAAGAUCACGAUAGCGACGCCCGGCCGCAUGAAGAGAGACCUGACGCGGACAAUGAAGUGGUUCAUUGAGAGGGAGGGGCCGCGGCUGCUGCAGGAGGCCGAGGGGUGGAUGGAUGUCUACUGGGCGCGGGCACGGUACCUCAUGACCUGGCCUGUGUACGGCGAGGCGAUGGUGUUCGGGUGGGACCAAGCCAUCUCGUGGGACGGCCGGCAGGUGACGCCCCUCCUGACGGACGCGUGCCGCCACCUGCUGGUGUUGCUGACCCAGGCCGCCGUGCCCACCGCCGUCACGCUGCACAUGGAGAACCUCGACAGGCAGCCGCGCGAGGUGUUCACGUUCUUCAGCGGCAGCAACAUUGUCACGCUCGACUCACAGCUCAGGAUGACUUACAACGGGCGGCUCAUCCGUCAGGCGCUCUUUGAGGCCGGGGAGCUGACGAUGCGAUGGGCACGGGAUUCCGCCGGCAUCACCUCCACCACCGGCCUGAGCCUUGAGUGUCAGCUGGGACAGCCGCUCUGUCGCUUGGCCGUCAGCGGGGAGCACUUCGCGGGCACCGUUGGCCUUCUUGGUGUCUUCGAUUACGACAACAGUACCGACUUCAUGACGAGCCGCUGGGAGAUGCCGGCGACGGAGGAGGAGUGGGUGCAGAGUUGGCGAGUGGGGACGCCUGGACAGUGCUCCUCGCAGGUGCCAGAGUCGCACAUCUCGCCGCCUCAUGGACACCACUGCACCGACCUCUUCCACAGCCCUCACUCCCCCUACAGGUGGUGUUUCCGCAGCGUGUCGCCUUCGCCGUACUUGCAGACGUGCCAAGCGGGGUGGGAGUGUGCCGCCCACCAGGCCUUCCUCCACGCCUGCAGCCGCCACUACCACCACCUCGAGCCCAACCUCACGUGCAGUUCGUGCAUGUCGGAGGACGGAGGGCGAGAGCAGGGCACGGAGGGGCUGCAGAGGGAGGUGGUCAUCAUCACGGAUUUCGAGUGUUGGGAGGACCCGCAGGACCUCAUCACUGCUCUAGCUCGGAAUCUGAAUAAGCCCAACAAGGUGAUGAUCCGCUACACCGGUCGAGGCCCCCCGUCCGCCGGCCCCUUCCAGGACGUGGCAGAGACGGUGGUGGACAACGCCGCGCCCCCUGUCGUCGCCGCCCUAAACGCCGCCCUCCUCGACUUCUCCGAGCGCGCACUGAAGAGCAUCAUCCUCUUCGACUGUGAACACCCUCGCUGCUUCGUCUCGAGCUCCGCGGCCAAGACGGUGAAGCUGAGGGAAACGCUGCUGUCCCUGGGCGUUCAGCUGCACGUCAUCACCAUGGACUCCCUGGCUAUCCUGGGCAGAGAGUCACUCACGCGAAGGGCGGUGCGGCAGCUGAUUGGGCUGGACGGACACACUGCCUACCUGCUGUCUCACGCUCGCAAGAAGAGGGUGAAGGGAAAACGCAACAUCCGCCGCCACCUUGAGGUCCCCAUCGGCAACACCUGCGCGCACCUGGCCGUGGAGAGUGACGGCUCCGUGUUCUCCCUUCGCAACGUCAAGAUGGAGAAGAAGCACCACCGACGCAUCCUGCAGCAGCUGGUGGCGCUGAGGGUGGAUGAGGGGCGCGGGGCGGACUACCUAGCCUGCCGCCACUGUCCCUGCGGCGCCCCCUGCACCCUCUGCCGCCCCCCGCCGCCUCUCGUCUACCUGAAUUCUGAUGAUGAUAAUGAUGAUGACGAGUACGAUGAUGAUGGGAACCUGAGCUUGAGGAGUCGAGAAAAUAGGCGACGCAACUCCAGGCGGCGGCCGUGAGAGCAAUCGUGUUCCCGUCCUCCCUCUGUUCCGUGCACCCGCCCGUCACUACUAUUUCCCUUACAUUUAAAUGGUCUCAAGUAUAUUUAUGUGUGUGUGUGUUGCCUUUGUAGUCUAAUGAACCCUAGCUUAGCAUAACAUUUAGGGAUUAAUUUGGUUAGGCGCUCCUGUCCUUCCCGCCAUUAUCUUCGUCUCGAGGUAUUCUUACUCUUGUAUACUCUGAGGACGCUUGCAGUACGUGCCUUGUUAGGAGCAAUUAAUAGUUGUGGCCAAAGUGCAACGAUGGAGUUUCAUAUAUAGGGUAGAGCGCAUGACAAAUGUCCUUCAUAGGCAGUGGUUCCCAAACUUUUUCUGAUUGAGUACCACUUGAAGGUCCCGUACCAUCGCCGCGUACCACCUGCUUCCAGAAAAACACAUUUCGACCAGAUAUCAAUUUAUUCAUAAUUAGAACACACAAAUGAACCAACAACAAAGAACAAAAAUCAUUCAUUAAAUUCUAAUGUGAGGAAUGAAACUGCUUCUCCACCAACUGGUCGAUGCGUGGCAUAACUUUGCUUACAGCACAUCGAAAAUCAUGCCCGGGCGCAGCAAGACGGUUCCUGCUCUUUGACUUGAUAUUCAGCAUGACUGAGAACCCCUGCUCACACUCCCACGUAGAGGGGAAAAUCAGUAGCUGGGGGACAGCGCGAUGGGCUAGUGUCGGGUAUGAGGAGGCCAUGCUCACCCAGAAGUUUAUAGGACAGCAUUCCUUGUGCUUCGCCUAUGCUGUCUCAUCAGACUGGAUAUCUAUGAGCGCCUCUUGUUCCCCGGUCCCGACAGGCAGAUCGGCUGGGUCAAUGGAGAAUGGAUUGGUGAUGUAGGCACAACAUGUCACGUCUGGGAAGUAAUGCUUCAAUUCAGUCUUCAGCACUAAGAGGUGAUGGACGAUUUCUUGGGAAAAUUUAUCAUUGGGCUCGAUCUCAAGGGUAGUCAGGAGUUCGAACAUUCCUUACCACCAGUAAGGCCCUCGCGUACCACUAGUGGCACGCGUACCACAGUAGUUUGGGAACCACUGUUCUAUGGGAUACAUAUCAAGGAACAAACUUUUCUGUAACGCUUAGCGCGUGUCAAGUGUUUUGGUCGGUAAUAAAUGACUUGCUCAUGA
Molecule: messenger RNA, 11429 nt
Organism: Eriocheir sinensis (Chinese mitten crab)
Lineage: Eukaryota; Metazoa; Arthropoda; Malacostraca; Decapoda; Varunidae
Exons: 62
Coding region: 92-10285 (3397 amino acids)
Biological process (GO): lipid transport
Molecular function (GO): lipid carrier activity
Source: RefSeq, a predicted model, not a curated record